UAUUGUAAUGUGUAGGAAACUUAUAAUAAACUGGAAAAACACAUCAGUCUAACGUUUUCGAUUUUAAGUCAGUUCAUAAGUUAAAACACGUGAAUCAAUCGUGUCAUUUUUUUUCAGUGUAGGAAACUUAUAAUAAACUGGAAAAACACAUCAGUCUAACGUUUUCGAUUUUAAGUCAGUUCAUAAGUUAAAACACGCGAAUCAAUCGUGUCAAUUUUUUUCAGUGCAUUUUUUGACCAAACAUUUUUGGAAUCCCAGUGCGAAAAAUGUCGAGCUCAGUCACACAAGGUUGACCUCAAAGGAUCAUUGAAGCCGACUUUUCCGCUACUCACCGCAUCAAAACAAAAGCGCCACCGUAUAUGGACGAUAAGACAGUGACAGCAGUCGAGUUACGUCAAACACACAAGGCUACGGUGGCGCUAUCUGUUCAUUCCAUAGCGGCCGUUUUAGUUAUUUUUGUGAUCCAAUGUCAAAGUAGAACUAUUUACCAUUUUACUUAUUUCAAAUUUUCUCAUUAUUCCUUUGUUUUUCAAGUUCGAGUGAAGUACAAUUUCGAUUAGAAUACCAUGCUUGAUCGUAUUAUUCAAUAUAAGUGAGAUUUCGUCUUUAAUUUUAGGACCCUAUUGUAUCGAAAAAACAGUUUUGCCGGAUCUUCGCCAGAGACUAAGUCAAUGUAAACAAGCUCGCUGAACUGUCAGUAAACGGCUUCGUGACGUCAUCUUGCAGUAUCCCAUACCCAAAGUAUAUAAAUAUGUACCAAGGUAAGAGAUUCCCGUAAAUGUCAAAAAUGAGACUCACCAACACAUCUGCGUUAGUUUUGAAAAGUUGGUGUUUUUACACUAAAAUGUCAUUAUUUCAGCAAAGUUUGUGAAGUUUUGUUAGUUUGGAUGUUUCUAAAUGCUGAAAAAAUAUGUUUAGAAUCAAUUAAAAAAAAUUUGUUACCGAUUUCCAAAUGGCGAUAUUUUCUGUUUUAUUGCAUGGAGGUCACAUUUAAUCCAGUCAGAUGCAAUUAAAUAAUAGCUUCUAAGAUGGGAGUGCUUAAUUUCUUAAGAAAGUUUGCUAAAUAGUGAUGUGCCCAUACAAAUCAGCGCAAACUUCAUAACUAUUUUUUGCUUUUUUCGUUUUUUCACUAAUCCGUGAAUAUUAGCGGGAAUCUCUUACCUUGGUAUUUAAAUACUUUGUCCCAUACCUACGUCUUCUGAUUAGGCCUAUCGGCCGUUAUUUGAAAUUUGUGAGAGAUUUCUGUGUGCCACACACAACAGAUGUGUUAGAUGAGUUGACCGUGUAUUGCAAACAGUGUUUACCAACAUAACCGACAAGCGUUCCAUUUUUGCUGCACUUUUCGUCGUCGGCUAGUUUUUAAUAUUUUCUCCUCUUGAGUGAAUAAAUUGAACUACAAUGUCCUUUCAAGUCAUUGACGAUCCAACGAAUAAUAUUCUGAAUAAUGAUGGCACAGAUUAUUCGUGCGUAAAGGUCGAAACUGUGAUAGAACCCCAACUGAUGGGGCACUUUCCCGAUUUAUUGGGAGCAAGUUCCUCCCAGUCGGGAAAUGUGAAAAACAGCUUCUGUGCAUUGUGUCUUCGACAGUGCCCGCCGAAUUACCUACUCGAAUUCAGCACCCAAAUGAAUCUCGAUUCCGCCGACAUCCGGGUGACGGAACAGAAGCUGUACCAGGCACUCGGUGUGUAUCUGACGCUAGAAGAUCACAACGUUUGUCACACCUGCUGGAAGUUGGUUCAGAUGAUUACGGACUUUCGGGAAUGUUGUGCGAAGGCCACUAGAAAGCUAGGAAAGUUUCCCAUGGGGUUGUCCUGUGACGACGACGACGAAUGGACCACGGAAGCUACCCUGAAUGAGCUGGAUCAGAUUCAUAAGGUCAUCUGGGAACGUACCGGGGUGAUGGAUGCAGAACUGGAAUUAGUUGGUGGUCAGAAAUGCGAGGAUGCUAUUUUCGAGGCGAUUGACGUUAUCCCAAACGAGACUGAGGAAGAUAUUACUCAUGCGCUGUCUACUGAAGAGUCGACGGGCACAAAGGUUAAACGUGCCAGAAGGAAGAAGCCAGCUCCACAAAAAAAGCUUCAAGCUACCGUCGAUGUUGAUGGUGAUUCGGCCAAAGUCCAAGAUGACACAACCAAAAAGCGACCACGCAAGAGAAGGAAAUCUUUAGAUAAAAUUGAGCUGGAGGUAGAUCAUCACCAGGUAAAGGUCACCCCGUGCAGCAUAUGUAGCAGAAAUUUCGAUGGCAAGAUUGCGCUAAAGAUGCAUCAAGCACAUUGCACAUCGGAAAAUCCCUCAAUCCGAAAAUACGUCUGCUGCCCGAUUUGUACAGCUUCGUUUCAGGACAAUUAUGCACUGGAGUUUCACCUGAACAAACAUAAAGGCGUAAGACCGUUUACGUGCCGGAAGUUUUGCGAACUGGCCUUCGCUAGUAACUUCUCCCGGAUGAAACACGAGCGAAGGUGCUCCCAACAGGAUGGUCGCAUCUGCCCGGUUUGCGGCGUAUCGCUCAAGAAUGACGAUUCCCUCAAAUUACACAUGCAAGGUCGACAUGGUGAAGCCAUUUAUCCCUGUGGUAUUUGUGGAAAGACGUUCAAGAGUGUGGCAGUUCGGUAUCACCACCAGCGAGUGCACUCAGAUGAGCGAAAGUACAUCUGCACGGUGUGCAACAAAGGAUUCAAGAGCUCGUACGCACUCAAGACGCACAAACGCAUCCACACGCAGGAGAGACCCUUCGGCUGCCAUCUGUGCGAGCAAGCGUUCAACUAUAAAGUGCUUCUGAAGGCUCACAUCGAGCGGUACCAUGGAUCGCAUAGCAUUGAAUGAAAAUGGCAUCGAAAUGAAAAGGAAAUUGUAGGUAUCUGCAUUCAAACAAUGCAUAGUAAUGACUCGAAA
Molecule: messenger RNA, 2892 nt
Organism: Aedes albopictus (Asian tiger mosquito)
Lineage: Eukaryota; Metazoa; Arthropoda; Insecta; Diptera; Culicidae
Product: zinc finger protein 626-like
Exons: 4
Coding region: 1399-2823 (474 amino acids)
Biological process (GO): regulation of transcription by RNA polymerase II
Cellular component (GO): nucleus
Molecular function (GO): RNA polymerase II cis-regulatory region sequence-specific DNA binding; DNA-binding transcription factor activity, RNA polymerase II-specific; zinc ion binding
Source: RefSeq, a predicted model, not a curated record